AUGGGUGAUACGAAUGGACAAGUAAUAGCUGGUGGCAAUGGUGAAGGAAAUCGAUUGGAUCAAUUGAAUUGGCCAACAAAUGUGUUGAUUGACAAAGAGACGGAUAGUCUCAUUAUUUGUGAUCAAGAGAAUCGACGAGUCGUACGAUGGUCACGUCGUAGUGGUACAACUCAAGGAGAAAUCCUCAUCAACAAUAUCUAUUGUGAGGGAUUGGCCAUGGAUGAUCAGAGAUAUCUCUAUAUCUCUGACUUCGUCAAACAUGAAGUAACACGAUAUCAAAUAGGAGACAAGAAUGGAAUUAUCGUGGCUGGUGGCAAUGGCCAAGGUGCUGGUCUUAAUCAACUCAAUUGUCCGUUCUACAUCUUUGUCGAUCAACAACAGACUGUCUACGUGUCAGACAACAAAAAUCAUCGUGUAAUGAAAUGGAAUAAAGGUGCAAAAGAAGGAAUUGUCGUCGCUGGAGGUCAAGGGCAAGGGAAUACUCUGAAACAAUUAUCGUAUCCUCGAGGACUGUUCGUCGAUACAUUGGGUACCAUCUAUGUGGCAG
This is a messenger RNA of Rotaria sp. Silwood1, 547 nucleotides long. Lineage: Eukaryota; Metazoa; Rotifera; Eurotatoria; Philodinida; Philodinidae. The record is from the annotation of a GenBank genome assembly.